CACCCCACCCGGACGAUGCGGAUUCCACGCGGCCCUGCACGUGGUGCCCACGCCGCGGGGCGGCCGCCGUGCGCGCGCCCGUGUCAUGCUCCGCUUGAUAUAAACGCGGCCACCACUUUCCUCCCCACCUACAGAUAUUUCCCAGCCAUCCUCCUGCCGCGGUUCGCGUUGCUACACCACGAUCCAGGACCAGGAUCCAGGAAGAUAAUCGAGGAGGAGGGCGGAGCCAUGGCGAGCGAGCACGCGGAGGCGGAGCCGAAGCAGAAGCAGAGCCUGAUGGACAAGGCCAAGGAGUUCGUGGCGGACAAGAUCGCGCACAUCCCCAAGCCGGAGGCGACGCUCGACGGCGUCUCCUUCAAGAGCAUGAGCCGCGAGUGCAUCACCCUGCACAGCAACGUCAACGUCUCCAACCCCUACGACCACCGCCUCCCCAUCUGCGAGGUCACCUACACCCUCAAGUGCGCCGGCAAGGUUGUGGCGUCCGGCACCGUGCCCGACCCCGGCUGGAUCGCCGCCAGCGACACCACCAAGCUGGAGAUCCCCGCCAAGGUGCCCUACGACUUCCUCAUCUCGCUCAUGAAGGACGUGGGCAGGGACUGGGACAUCGACUACGAGCUCCAGGUCGGGCUCACCGUCGACCUCCCCAUCAUCGGAAACUUCACCAUCCCGCUCUCCACCAGCGGCGAGUUCAAGCUCCCAACCCUCAAGGACAUGUUCUAAUAAUUCAUCAGAUUCCGUGGCGUCGACCAUGUACCACCAAUGUAACUCUGUCAUCCCAUCCCCACGGCUGUAUGAAUCCUAGUGCCGUCUUGCAAAUAAAGGCAGAUGCUCUGUUUCAGUUCUACCACAUACUGCUACGGCAUACCAGUAUCAGCUGCCUGAACAUCUGUUUCUGAAUGCAUGCCUAAUGGUUGCAAUAAAGAGAUAGAUGCCUGAAUUUCAGGUUUCAGUGGAAAA
This is a messenger RNA of Panicum virgatum (switchgrass), 957 nucleotides long. RefSeq names its product late embryogenesis abundant protein Lea14-A-like. NCBI's taxonomy places the organism in Eukaryota, Viridiplantae, Streptophyta, Magnoliopsida, Poales, Poaceae. Gene Ontology annotation, cellular component: cytosol. The coding region runs from base 16 to 720 and encodes 234 amino acids. Gene Ontology annotation, biological process: response to desiccation. The record is from RefSeq and is a predicted model, not a curated record. The transcript has 2 exons.